AUGAGAUUUGCCUUGAAUGCCAACAUUGCUGACCAUGCCGAUCUUGUCGUUGACGGUGUGUUGCGCAAUUCUCUGUCCACCUCCAUUGCAAAGAAUUUCAAAGGAGCAUUUGAGAAAGCACUUUACCAAGGAAUGAAAUCUUCAUCCAAGCGUGGUGCGGUCAAAUACUCGAAGAUGCAAGUAAAGGAACUUCUCAGUUUCCCUGGCUUGGUGUCAACUAACAGUAGUGCCCUGUCGGCGGUUGGUAGUCUUGAAUUGAGAUUGUAUCGGGUAAGUCAUGACACCAGCGUGGAUACGAAACCCAGUGAAAAGGACUCCUUAGGUGGGGAUGUCGACAGACCUCCAGCAUAUGAAAAGUGUGCUGAGUGGUAUGAUUGCAUAUCCAAUCUCGAGUUCGACGGCCCACGUCCACCUUUUCAUAUCGAUUUCUUCGACCACAAGGAGGCUGGCAGGCCCAUCAAAGAAAGAGUCCUAAAAGAACUUCCCACAGGCUGCAAGCUAUGGGCUAUUUUUGUCUUCUAUCUUCGUUCAAGCGCGGAUUUGCGAGCCCUUGGUUUCGAUUGUCCGACCUCUCUAUCUGCUCAAUUGCUUCUUCCCACUUCCUCAACUACUUCAAUUGAAUUGAAAGCCAGCAACGCAGAAGGCUGCAAACAAAAGCCAGAGGAUACGUUGAUUGGAAACGCUCUGGUGGAAAGCAUUAGUGGCCAUAGUCCAGGAAACAAGUCUGACUGUAGCGAGAUCGAGAAGAUUGAAGCUCAUCCAUUAACUGCUCCAGCUUCGGCUCCCCGGACAACUUCAAACAGCCUCUUAAAUAUAAUGGCGAGCUCGGACAGAGAAGAGGGUCUCAGUGUUAGCGAGAACUUGGAGGAUCGUUCUGCUGGACAAAGUGUGACCCACAUCACAAAAAGAUCGAUUCUUACAAGAACUACACCCCAGAAUUCUCACUACUAUUCAAGUCAAGGUCUCGGUUUUGUUAUAAAUGGCGCAAGGCUUAAAAGAGUACCCGUCAUUGAGCGCCCUGAACCUGGAAUGUCAGCCAAUACUUCUAGCAACGAUGUCCAAUUGAAGCAAGAUCCUGCUGACGAGUGCGACACUCCUCGAAAGUCUAGAGAAAGAGGUCUGAUAUUUCUCCCAGGGGUUACUGGAGUAAACACAUCGCCGGCUCAUAAAGCAUUCCUUGAGAGACCUGCAACUGAGGACGCCGAAUCUCGCGAAGUCACUCCCACUCCCGCGCAUGAAGUAACCCAAGGAGAUGAUGGGAACAACUUCACUUACGGUCAACAAAAUUCGCCACAUCUCAGUGCAAGCAGGCGAGGAUUUUCUCAACCACCAAAGGUACUGCCAUCUAUAGAAGGAGGACAAUUGAGUCUUUCAGUUAGCCAGGAUGAGUCGUUGGGCUCGGCUUGGAAGCCUGGAACUGCUCCUAUGACUUCGUUAAUGCAACAAAUCCAAACAGUACAACGUGGAUCAGCUAGCCUCAACGAUACUUGGGCUCUGCCGAACAUCAAACUCAGCAAUUCGUUUGUCAAGGACUCAUUGGUGUCUGUCGACGGUCAGGACAACUUGACGAAGUUUGAUUUUCUCCUUCCAGACACCUUCACACCCUCGUCACCGCUAGGUACCUCACAACAAAACAAGUUCACAUUUCACCAGCCAGGGAAUCCCGCCAUCGAUAGUCAAUCAGAGCCUCUCUUGAGCCGAGCUUCGGUCCGCAGAGCACCUUCUGAAGCAUCAUCCGAGGCAGAUACCGAGGUUGCUGAACCAGAGGAUACCGAAAGAAUUGUAAAAGCAAGUCGGAGAAGCACGCAGACUACCAAUACGAGCCGGUUUCCAUCCCACCCACUUCCAUUGAAUGACAUUUCCUUCAAUUCUAAUGUGACUGAGGAAGAGCAAGGCAACCAUACUCAUCCUAGUCCAGUUCUGGGCAGUCGAAGAUACUCAAAUUCUAGAUCCGGCGUCGGCAGCCCACUCUCUCGAUCUUCUACGGCCGACACGAAAAGUUAUUCGACUCCUAGCAGCCCAAUGCAGCAAAUUAGAGAGAACUUGUCUGCCGAACCACUUACCCCAUAUAGGAACUCGUUGCCCAACUUCGAGCCAGAAACCGUUAAGAAUCUCACUUCCAAACCAGGCACCAAGCAACCCAUGUCCCAGACUCAAACUCCUCUAAAGCGAAAGUCUGAUGCGAUGGCCAGAAACGUAACCCCAGAUCCAGUUUCCCCUAGAAAGACCUCUAUUGCUCCAGCCGAAAGAAAGCACAGGUUUGAAGAUGACAAGGCAGCGGCGAAAGCUCGGAUUGCGGCGGCUGAGAGAAAGCGAGAGGGACUCCAGAAGAAACUUGAAGCGGCGAGGGAGUUGAAGCGAGAGAUGGACAAGGUUCAUGAGCUGCACCAAAAAGCUGCUGACGUUGAACAAGAGAAUGCUGAGAUGGAAGCAGAGAUUGCGGCGAUCUACGGUACGAAGAAUACGGCACAUGAAUAG
Cadophora gregata is the source of this 2478-nucleotide messenger RNA. RefSeq lists its product as uncharacterized. The transcript has 5 exons. Bases 1 to 2478 code for a protein of 825 amino acids. NCBI's taxonomy places the organism in Eukaryota, Fungi, Ascomycota, Leotiomycetes, Helotiales, Ploettnerulaceae. The record is from RefSeq and is a predicted model, not a curated record.